AUGGGAAACUUUACAUAUGCUGUCAAAGCAGCUGUGGUGGCUUCGUUGCUCACGUCGUCUUUCUCGGCCGUUGUUGUGGAGAAAAGACAGUCCGUUGUGACAGGAUGGACAUAUUAUGGAUGUCAGACAGAGGGCACCAACGUGCGGGCUCUUGCUGCGAAGUCGACAGCAUAUGAUACUAUGACCCUCGAGUCUUGUGCCAGCGAUUGUGCAGGAUAUACCUACUUUGGCACGGAGUACGGCCGAGAGUGCUACUGUGGCAACGCAUUCGGAACUGGGUCUGCUAUUGCACCUGCAGCCGAUUGCAGCUUUAGCUGCAGAGGAAACUCUGCUGAGAAGUGUGGAGCUGGUAACCGGCUGUCUGUUUACACGGAAAGGUUGACAGGAGCGGUGUCGUCGGCCAAUGCAGGCAGUACGACAAAAGUAGCAGCGACUACAGCAACUGUCGCGUCAACUCAGCCAGCUGGUCCGGGUCCCCAAAAGAGUGACAUACCAGCUGGGGACAACAUUCCCGCGAAAGAAAAUGGGAAUAUUAAAUUGUCAGUUCUCCCGUAUAAAGUCUGGGAUACGCAGACGAACGAUCCCGUCUCAUGUAUCACUCGCUGUCAGCAAUUUGGGUUCAAUGCGGCAGGACUUGAGUACUCUUCACAAUGCUUUUGUGGAGAUAUCCAGAACCUCCAGGUCGCAUCUGCGCCAACCACCUCGACAAAUCCCAAUGAUGUUCAGCAGUACACGUACUCUGCCCUUCCUCUCAAGUACGCCGACUCUGUGUGCAACGCGCUCUGUUCGGGAAACAAGAACUACUAUUGCGGAUCUGGAAACAGACUCACUUACUACACUUGGACGACCUCUCCUGUCAAUUGGGCAAUCCCAACUGGAAAUGCGGGUGGCAAAUACUCGCUCUUGAUCGGAGGCGUUGUUGUGCCCCUGAUAGUAUCCCAAGCGAUUACUGGCAAAGUUACGUUUUUGGAGAAAGCUGGAACUGGAGAGCCCAAUGGCACUGGUGCCUAUGAACUUGAUCUUACUCAAAUUAACACCUUUAGCAUUGCAUGGAGACAAAUGACUGGUCUGAAAACAGAUGUCUUCUGCGCUGCAGGUCUCACUCUUCCCGACAAGGCCGGAAGGCAAAUCACCGUUGGUGGCUGGGCUGGUACGUCUAACUAUGGUAUCCGCUUGUAUUGGCCAGAUGGAUCCGCUGGAGUCAAGGGAACGCAGCAAUGGACUGAGGACCCCAAUAACCUCCAAUUGCUGGUCCCGCGCUGGUACCCUUCGGCAAUGAUCAUGGCGAAUGGCUCGAUCCUGGUCGUCGGUGGUGAGAUUGGUCAGAACGCAGAUCAGCAGCCAAACCUGGAGAUCCUCCCAAGAACAGGUGGAGGAACUGUCUACCUGGACUUCUUGCAACGAACGCAUCCAUUCAACCUCUACCCGUUCAUCAUGGUCGUCCCAUCAGGCAUAUUUAUCCUCUAUUAUAACGAGGCGAGGAUCCUAGACGAGAAGACGUUUGCUACGGUCAAGAUUCUGCCGAACCUGCCAGGUGCUGUCAAUGAUGCCACUGGAGGCCGGACAUAUCAGCUACAGGGCUCAAUGGUCGCGUUGCCGCAGUAUGCGCCUUUCACGGCUCCCGUAGGCGUCCUGGCUUGUGGCGGGUCCACUUCCAACGGGGGAUAUGCGAUUGAUAACUGUGUUUCUACGCAACCUGAAGCUGCAAACCCAGCUUGGACGAUUGAGCGGAUGCCUUCCCGGAGAGUCCUGCCUUGCAUGGCCGGUCUCCCAGAUGGAACCUACCUCAUUACAGGCGGCGGCCAGCACGGUGUUGCCGGCUUCGGACUUGGCGGCGCUCCCAAUCUCAAUGCCGUUUUGUACGACCCGUCCAAGCCAGUCAACCAGCGCAUGUCAGUCAUGGCCAACACCACCGUCGCCCGCCUCUACCACUCCGAGGCCAUCACUCUCCUCGACGGCCGCGUCAUGAUCUCCGGCUCGGAUCCCACCGGCGACUACAACAGUCCCCAGGGCAGCUGGCCCGAAGAGUACCGCGUCGAGGUCUUCACGCCCCCGUACCUGCUUUCCGGCCUCGCUCGCCCGACCUUCACCAUCGCCACCAAGGACUGGCAAUACGGCGCGGCCUACGCAUUCGCGCUCACUUCCGGUUCCACGGCGAACCUGAAAGUGUCGCUUCUCGGCUCCGUGUCGUCGACCCACGGCAACAGCAUGGGCCAGCGCACCUUGUUCCCCGCUGUCUCGUGCUCGGGGGCUACUUGCUCGAUUACAGCGCCUCCAAAUUCACACGUCUGCCCGCCCGGUUGGUAUAUGCUGUUCGUGCUCGAUGGGCCGACGCCUUCCGUGGGCCAGUUUGUGAGAAUCGGAGGGGACCCUGCGUCUCUUGGGAACUGGCCCAAGUUGGCCGGGUUUAAUUUGCCGGGCGUGUAG
Molecule: messenger RNA, 2427 nt
Organism: Drepanopeziza brunnea f. sp. 'multigermtubi' MB_m1
Lineage: Eukaryota; Fungi; Ascomycota; Leotiomycetes; Helotiales; Drepanopezizaceae
Source: RefSeq, a predicted model, not a curated record